AUGGGCAACCCAAUGACCGACGAAGAAUUAUUACGUAUGAUGGAAAAUUCAGAUGAUGAUUUCGGCUUAAGUUCUGGUACUGAUUUAGGGGAAGGGGAUUCUGGUGAUGAUGAUGCUGAUCCAGAAUGGUUACUUCCAAUAGUACAACCCGAAGAGGAUAAUGAGAUUAUAUCAGCUGUACCUAUUACUUCUACAUCGGGAUUGAAGGUUUUUCCACAAGGAAAUGAGCCGAUUGAUUAUUUUAAUCUAUUAUUCGACGACAGACUUUUCGAGUUGAUAGUUAAUGAAACCAAUAAAAAUGCAGUUCAAGUUUUUUUAUCUGGAUCUGGAGGUUCAUCAUCUCGAAUUACAGCGUGGAAAGAUACAAAUAUACAAGAAAUGAAACUGUUUAUAGGUUUACUGUUUCAUACGGGAUCUAUACGACUCAAUCGGUUGGAAGAUUAUUGGAAGACAAAAUCUGGUGGGUUGGUUCAUAGAAUUAUGGUAUACUCAGGACAAGGGCAAGACACGUCGAAUGACUUUACUCAUACAGAAUAUGUUGUUGUAAAAUUAAUGGAAGGCCUUAUUGAUUGUGGCAGAUCAUUGCACAUGGACAACUAUUACAAUAGCGUGAAACUAGCUCAUAAUACACUUCUAGGAGAAAGUAUUGGAAAGUAUACAAAGGAAGGCGUAUGUGUAAUGAAAUGGCGAGACAGACGAGAAGUUUUAGCAAUAAGCUCUGAGCACACAAAUGAUUUAGUUGAAGUAACCAACAGAAGAGGUGAACAAAAAUUGAAACCGAUGGCAAUUUCUAUGUACAAUAAAUAUAUGUCAGGAAUUGAUAGACAAGACCAGAUGUUAUCAUACUAUUCAUGCGAGAGGAAAACAAUAAGAAAACGUAAAAAAUGUAGUCUGUAUGAUUUUAGACUUUCUGUAAUUACAGCAUUAGUAAAAAGUCAAAUAAACACAAAUAUUCCUCCUGCACUUCCACCAAAAAAAACAAACUCGCACUUUCCUACAAAAGUUGCAAAAAACGAAAAAAAAAAUUUUUAUAGAAAAAGAUGCAAGCUGUGCCAUUCAAAAGGCAUACGAAAAACAACAUUUUACUGUUCCAGUUGUGAAGGUCAACCUGGUUUAUGCAUUGAAAACUGUUUUGAAAUUUAUCACGCAUAA
Messenger RNA from Melanaphis sacchari, 1152 nucleotides. RefSeq names its product piggyBac transposable element-derived protein 4-like. The coding region runs from base 1 to 1152 and encodes 383 amino acids. The record is from RefSeq and is a predicted model, not a curated record. The transcript is spliced from 5 exons. Lineage: Eukaryota; Metazoa; Arthropoda; Insecta; Hemiptera; Aphididae.